Molecule: messenger RNA, 1722 nt
Organism: Lytechinus variegatus (green sea urchin)
Lineage: Eukaryota; Metazoa; Echinodermata; Echinoidea; Temnopleuroida; Toxopneustidae
Exons: 4
Coding region: 344-970 (208 amino acids)
Source: RefSeq, a predicted model, not a curated record
AUGUCUAAAUUUUGUUAUGAUACUACUAUAAAUCUGUCACAUUACAUUGUUAUUUCAUGUCAUAUAACGAUUAUGUUUUAUGUAUUGUAAAAUUUAUUUUGACUUUACAAUAAAUGCAGAAACUCCUGCAAAAAAGCACGCAUUCGUUGUCCCCUAACAUGGGAUAAAUGUUUGUCAUUCGCGGCCAUGUGCGAUUAUAUCACACGCAAUAACUAUUGGAGGUUACAAAGCAAUUAACCGCCGAGUCUGUGGUGUUUGCCUUCACCUAUAUUACGAUAGUCUGUCGUCAAAAAACCUGGUCAAAAGGAAAAGAAUAAUAAGGGAUAUAAGCUACCAUUGCAAAAUGAACUCGGCUACCAAACCGGAUUUUGAUGGAACCUUAAAACUAAUUGCUAGGGCCUUAUACAAAAAGGAGGAGAUCGAUGAUCUUGGAUCAGCCUUGGGAUUCACUCCAGCAGAUAUUGGUCGAUAUACUGAUGCGAAUGAAAAGCAGGGCGGGAACUCAAUGGGGACGUUGGACAUGCUCAGGACGUGGCGAAAAAGGCAGACGGUUUCCACGGAGAGAGGGAAUCUGAGAUCAGCACUAUUGGCAGCUAAUUUACCAUCCCUGGCAGAUAGUUAUCUAAGCACACCCGAAAAUGGGCCAAACCCCCAGGCAUCAAUCCAACCACCAACACAGGGUGCAACAAGCAUAAAUACGAACUCUGUUGGAAUGAAGGUUACGGAUAAUGACAUCAUAAAGUUGUCGAAACUCAUGCCCUGUGAUUACUUCAACAAUUUUUGUGUUGCUUUGGGAUUCAGCCUUACUGACGCUAAAAACACCUUAACCAGACAUCAAUUGAAUGUUCGUGCUGCGUACGAGGAGAUACUGAAUGCAUGGAGUUUAAAGACAGGUGGACUAAGAAGGGAUCUUGAUAAAGCUCUGCUGGAUGUAGAAUGUUUCGCCCUCAUAGACCAAUACAAGAACUAGAUCCACGACUACAUGAUGCGUUUGUUCGUUUUGGGGAACUAAAAGGAAAAUGAAACAUUCAGAAAAGAUAGCUUGUGCGAAAACAGAAAACCAGAGAAACAGAUCAACGAAAAUUUGACGAAAGUUUGAGACAAAAAUAAUAAAUAAAAGAAAGUUAAGAGCAUUUAAAUUUAAGACCAUUAUUGUAAUAUAGAUCAUCCAAACUGGCAAUGCGACAAUUAUGCGUGAUGUCACAUGUGAAUAACUUUCCCAUUUCUUUUCUAUUUAUUUAACUUAAAAUGCCUAUCACAUCUAUCAGCAGAUCAUGUAUUCUUUCUAAACAGGAAGGCAUAUGCACAUUUUCAAAGAAUACAUUAUGGAAAAAGAGUUUGUAUCAACAUGAGAAAGAGCAAGAAGAGAGAUGCUAGGGGCAUUGUUUAGUCCAUCGAAGGGAAAGUUGUUAACGUGUGACAUCACGCAUCUUUGUUGCAUUGCCAAUAGGAGGAUCUCCAUAGCACUAGUGAUCGUAAUAUAACUUUCUCAUUAUUUGUAAAUUUUUUAUUUAUUUAUUUUUUAAUUGUCGAUUAUUUUCUGUUUUCGUACAAGCUAACUUGCUAAAGGGUUUCAUUUCCCUUAAAGAGGAUGCUUAUAUGGAAGAACAUGAUGAUACCUACCAAAACCUGAAUACCCCUGCCUCUGCGAGUACUUGUAUAUUAAACAGACGGUUAGGAUUGUGAUUGUGGAUGAUGUGUGUAGUUCUAGAACCUUAUAUA